GCUCCAUUGGCUGAAUACGAGGGUGCCGACAGUCCUGAGGCAGGAGCUACAGCAGCGGCAUCCUACAACCACUCAGCGUGGAUAUCACGGACCUUGGAAAUGGACUGCAGCCCUGCGAUACCCUCCUCUCCCUCCUGUCCAGCGGAUUCAAACCUAUGCUCGUGCUGUCGUUUUAAUAAGCUGGAGCUGGAGCAGGCCAACCUGUGA
Mesocestoides corti is the source of this 207-nucleotide messenger RNA. The record is from the annotation of a GenBank genome assembly. Lineage: Eukaryota; Metazoa; Platyhelminthes; Cestoda; Cyclophyllidea; Mesocestoididae.